UCACUGAAACUCUCAUCAAUCUUUAUAUAUAUAUGGAUUGUAUUAUACGCUAUAGUUUGACGACGAAUGGAAUUUUCAAACGCAAAUCGAAUAUUUCAAUAGUUCGCAUUGAGAUAUUCACAAGACUGGGAUGAUGGAGUCAACUUCUUCCUUGUCAUUGAUUAUUCUGUUCUUAUCGUUCGCAUGGAGUCGAGAAAUAUAUUCAGGAAAUGACAUUGAUUUUGAACGCUUGCAAGGAGUUUGGUUUCUCACACUUGGCCUGGACGACUCAUCCUGGAACGUAUUAUGGAAAUGUCAUGUUGUUGCACCUUUCAACGUAACAGAUAAUAGGAUGAGUCAAUACUCAUAUAACUUACCCAAGAAUAAACCACAGAUUCCACACUCCUUUACAGAAGAUUUAUACCGCGACCAUCUGGGUCAAAUUUGGAAUAAUCAUCAGUUCGAGAAAAGCUGGGAAAAGAUAGAUACAGAGCUUUAUCAAGAACAACUUUCUGUAGACACAAAGAUGAGACUUCCCUCUAAAGGUGAGCCAUUGUUCUACUCUCAUCCACAUGACUAUUCAACCGACUAUUCUACUUUCUUUAGUAUAUUGACUUCAAUGGAGGCUGGUCAGAAGCUUUUACAAUUUUUUACCAGAACGCCGACAAUAAAUGAUGACAAUCUUUCAGAGCUCAAAGCUUUUGCAGUUGACCAAGGAAUCGACCCAAACACAUUAGUGACAUUCGGGUGUGGUGACCUGAAUCCAUCGGAUUAUCUGUUAGCUUAACCCGAAUCUGAACAUUCAUGCUUGUAAUAGUGUUUGUAACAAUGUUUGGAAAAACUUUCAAAAAAAUAUUUGCAAUUGUAUAUGUGACUUAAAGUGUAUAUUUAGAUCAAUGUAGAAUUAACCAAGUUGAAGAAUUAUGUUAAUGUCCGUUACAUAUUUGAUAAUUUUUAUACUCAGCUUUGUUUUAUGCCCGAAUGACCAUUUAGACUUCGAAAUCUAAGAAGAACAAGAAAAACAAAACAAAAAUAUCUUGAAGUGCAUAUACAUUGUAUUCACCACAUGCACGAUGUUGCUGACCAUGCCAAAUUAGAAUGAACGGAACAUUCCUGU
This is a messenger RNA of Styela clava, 1096 nucleotides long. RefSeq lists its product as uncharacterized. NCBI's taxonomy places the organism in Eukaryota, Metazoa, Chordata, Ascidiacea, Stolidobranchia, Styelidae. The record is from RefSeq and is a predicted model, not a curated record.